Messenger RNA from Anolis carolinensis (green anole), 3497 nucleotides. RefSeq names its product polo like kinase 3 (gene plk3). Gene Ontology annotation, biological process: DNA damage response; mitotic G1/S transition checkpoint signaling; protein phosphorylation. The record is from RefSeq and is a predicted model, not a curated record. NCBI's taxonomy places the organism in Eukaryota, Metazoa, Chordata, Lepidosauria, Squamata, Anolidae. Bases 161 to 2125 code for a protein of 654 amino acids. The transcript is spliced from 15 exons. Gene Ontology annotation, cellular component: spindle pole; centrosome; cytoplasm. Gene Ontology annotation, molecular function: ATP binding; protein serine/threonine kinase activity; protein binding.
CGCCGCCGGUAGAGAAAGCGCGCGCGUGGAAGGUCUCUCGCCGGGCAGCGCCACGUGUCUUCGCGCGCGGGAGCGAAAGGAGGAAAGAAAGGAAGCGUCCGAGGGCGAGCCGUCCUCUCCAUCUUCCUUCCGUCCAUUCCUCCUUCUGUCCGCAUCCACCAUGGAGCCCGCUGGUUUCCUCUCGGCUCACCCAUUCCACGAGAACGUGAUGGCCGCGGAUCUGUACAAGCCCUCGCCUCCCGUUGUCGCUUCGCCCAAAGCCGAGCAGCCGAAAGCGAGCGAACCCGUGAGGAUCAUCAGCGAUCCUGUCUCGGGCCGGACUUACAGCAAAGGCCGCCUGCUUGGGAAGGGUGGAUUUGCAAGGUGCUAUGAAGUGACGGACCUCUCAAGCAACAAGACAUAUGCAGUGAAGGUCAUUCCUCACAGUAGAGUGGCCAAGCCACACCAACGGGAGAAGAUCAUCAAUGAAAUUGAGCUGCACAGAGAGCUGCAUCAUAAACACAUUGUGAAGUUCUCACAUCACUUUGAAGAUUCUGAGAAUAUUUAUAUCUUCCUUGAGCACUGUAGUAGAAAAUCUUUGGCACAUAUCUGGAAAUCUCGCCAUACCCUUCUGGAACCAGAGGUUCGUUAUUACCUCAGACAAAUAAUUUCUGCCUUGAAAUACCUUCACCUCAAAGGCAUCCUUCACAGGGAUCUCAAACUUGGUAACUUUUUCGUCAAUGAAAACAUGGAACUGAAAGUUGGAGACUUUGGUUUGGCUGCCCGGCAAGAACCUGCAGACCAAAGAAAAAAGACUAUUUGUGGUACCCCCAACUACCUUGCCCCGGAAGUGUUACUGCGACAAGGACAUGGGCCCGAGUCCGAUGUGUGGUCUUUGGGCUGUGUCAUGUACACUUUGCUGUGUGGAAACCCCCCUUUUGAGACUUCUGAUCUCAAGGAGACCUACAGGUGCAUUAAGCACGUCACCUAUACACUCCCAGCAUUCCUUUCCGUGCCAGCCAAGAACCUACUCAUGGGCAUCUUGAAACGAAACCCACAGGAACGUUUCACGCUGGAGGAAAUCUUGGACCAUGAUUUUUUCACUAAAGGAUACACACCUGAUAAGCUCCCACCUAGCAGCUGUGUGAUGGUGCCAGAACUGAAUCCUCCCAAUCCUGCCAAGAGCUUGUUUGUAAAAGUCACAAAGACACUUUUUGGAAAAAGGAAAUCCAAAGUUAAAAAGGCUCCCUCUGAAGAGAGAGAUGACAUCUCCAAGUUGGUUACGGGCCUUGUGAAGACCUCCAUCUGUAGGCAAAUAAGCCACAAAACAGUGGAAGGAAAUGAGGCUACUCCAGUGAGUGGUCAGAGCCCCAGCUCUAGCCCAGCAGACACCGUAGCAGAGGAGGGCUCACAGAAGUCCAUCUCCCGGUCCAUUCGUGGGACAAUGGCCAGCAGCUGUGAAGUAUUUGAAGACUGUGUGACAGCAGCAGGUGUCAUUGAAUCUGCAAUUGGACUCUUGAAGAACUGUCUCUCUGUGAUGCCACCAGCUGAGAGGAACCCUGCCUCCCUAGCCUGCCAUGAACAUUUUGUCUGGGUGAGCAAGUGGGUGGACUAUUCCAACAAGUAUGGCUUUGGCUACCAGCUCUCCGACCGUAGCAUCGGUGUUCUCUUCAACGAUGGAACUCACAUGACUCUCUCUGCCAAUUGGAAGAAAGUACGUUACAACUUGACGAACAGUAAACAUUUCUCCUUCCUGGCUUCAGCAGUUCCAGAACAACUGCAGGGGCAAAUGAGUGUCCUGCAGUACUUUGCCUCUUAUAUGGAACAGCAUCUGAUGAAGGGGGGAGACUUGCCCAGCAUAGAUGAGACUGGACAGGUGCCACUUUUGCUUCUGCAGUGGGUGAAGACUAACCAGGCCUUAUUGAUGCUCUUCAGCAAUGGAACCUUGCAGGUGAACUUUUAUAAUGAUCAUACCAAGGUGAUAUUCAGCAAGCCUGACCACUCCUGCCUCCUCACCUACAUAAACCGUGACAGGAAUUCCUACACCUACAAGCUUAGCAGCAUUGCAGAAUUUGGGUGCUCAGCAGAGCUUCAGCGUCGGCUCAAGUACAUCCUCAGACUGCUACAACAGCGAACGGAUGCUUAAAGCUAUAGACGCCUGGUCUCCUUGGAACUUUUUUGUUCUUCCAAGAAACUGUUAAUGGAUAAGAGAGGGCAUUUCUAGACCCCAGUGGGAUUCUUCCUCAGUGGAUGCCUGAUCUCCCCAGGAGAGUAAAAUGUCACAACCAAAACUGCACUUGUGCAGCUCUGAGCCACUUUUUGAGACCCAUCAACUUCUAGAUGCCUACCACCAACUGCCUCUUCUUUUUCUUUCCCCCUCUUUUAUGAAGUGGGGGCAUUUUCCCACUUGCGUUCAUGUGGCUGCUGCAGCCCACUGUGCAGAGGUGAUAUAGCAGCAGAUGCCUUAAGCUUUACUCCUGUGUAGUCAGUGCACAGUUUGUUACACACAUGGUGUUACAGGGUGGAAAAGGGUGGGGGAGAAACUGUGCUCCAUAUGCGAUAUGGGGAAUAACAUUGGGUAAAUAGGGAGGGAAAUGACAAGUCUUCGUUCAAAAUGGCUUGUAGGGUUUCUGUUUGGUGUCAAAUGCCAAAUAUCUUGUGUACAAUAUGGCAUCUUGGAGCCUGAUGGGUAGAGAGGCUUGAAUUCAGGAUUAAGUGGUGAGUUGUUCCAGGCCCUGACAACACUACCGCUAUGUUCCCUGGACUACAUUAUGCUGCUUGGAGUUGCAUCACUUGCCUGUUCUCACUUGGUUAUGACUCAUGAACCAAAUAAGAAGGCUGUGAAUUGGGAGUGGCCACCAAGAGAGGAAGAAGGCCUGUGCUACAGGGCACUUGUAACAUGGCUGGCUCUUUCCUAUCGGGGAGUCAGGCAAAUGGCUUCCUCGCUCUAGCUGUAAUGAAGUCACAAACGAAGGUGUUUGCAAGACUGUUGUUGGCUGUUGUGCCAUCUGUCUAUGUCCUGGAAUUGGCAGAGAAGAGCUACUACAACUCAAAAUUUAACCUAAGAUGUAUUAGGUGAAAUUGGGGUCAGUUCUGAUUUCCAAUACUGCCUUUAAGCAUUGAGGCUGUGAUGGUAAUGGAAUAAUAAUGGCUGUUAGGUAAUGAAACUGUUACACUAAUUAGGCAAAUGGACUCCCUAUUUUGCUGAAACUGUGAAUUCCCUGUUUGCCUCAGUUUCUCAGCUGCUUUCAUCACAAGGUACAGCAGAGGGAUUCUAUAAAUUGCUAUGGUACAAACUUGAACAGCUUUAGUGAAAGCUGCCCACGGUGUAUUGAACUUGACAUGAUUGUCCAGUUGUGGAACCUAGAUGUCCUCUAAGAUUUAUUUAUCUAUUUAUAAACUAUUUAUUUUGCACCUGUGUACCGUCAAUCAUGCACACCAUGUCUCUUGAAAUCCAGCUGUUUUGAUUACAAUAAAACUCCCUUUUUAUUAAAAGCAAAGAGAAAAAUUGUGCCAAA